Styela clava is the source of this 2067-nucleotide messenger RNA. RefSeq lists its product as uncharacterized. The record is from RefSeq and is a predicted model, not a curated record. Lineage: Eukaryota; Metazoa; Chordata; Ascidiacea; Stolidobranchia; Styelidae.
AAGAGAUUACGGUAGGUUAAAAUAUAGAAAAACUUCAUGUGACGAAAAAUAGAUUGGGUGGAAAGACUUGGAUAUAAAAAUAUGUACAGCGACUAUUAUUCUGCAUGCAUGUUUUAAAUUGUCAGACAGCAUAAAAACAAAAAAAUCUCGUAUUUCACACAGCUAGGAAAUAAAGGAAAUCAUCAUGUACACAAGUAUAUGUGCAAAAUGCAAGGCUUUCAAUAAACAGUCUGCAUUUUGAGGGGGUGAGGUAAGUACCGUAUGUCAAAUGUGAACACUUUAUUAUUCAUUUUUCAUUAUAACAAUUGAAGUUGCACAUAGCUAUUGAUGAAAUAUUUCUAAAAUAUUAUACAAACUACUGAAUAUUUGAAUAAAUAACCACAAAUUUAUUUACAGGUUAUGAUAAGAUUUUAUAUUGCAGUAUUUAGAACUAAGAUUUAGCAGCAUAGAAUACAAAAUGCUAAUCUUGAUAAAGAAAAUGUGUAUUCCACUUUUAAUGUUUGUUAUAAGCUUCAAGAUUAACCAUGCAAACGAAUGCAAAAUACCAGAGAACAAUGAAGACAUUGACUGGGAUAAGGUUGAGAAUGAAUGGUAUCUGGUGCUGCACACCAACGAUGAGGUCAUGAAAAAAAAUGUUCUAGGUGCAAAGCUAUGGAAUUUCACAAACACAAAUGAAGAAAUCCAACUGUUAAUCACAGAUUUACAUAAAAAUUCUCCUCCUCAAACAUUUACAAGGAACUGGAUCAAACAAAGAGCAGGCGUUUAUAGAGAGGAAAUGAGCAGAAAACCAGCUGUUUUAGCUUCACACACUCUAACACCAGACCGAAGAAUAAAUGAAAAUGCUAAAAAAAUAGAUGAUGCCUUAUUCAAUGACGACAGUCUGAUUCUAUGUGAUGAAAAGAAUUAUAUGGUCCAUGCAUUCUGCAGUUUUUCAGAUGAAUGGAUUGUGUGGGUGACAUUUCCAACUUUAAAUCCAACUAUUCGCCAAAUUAGUUUGAUGUGGAACAAGCUCAUCGAGAAAGGAAUCAUUGUACAACUUUACCCUUCUAAAACUGUUGAACAUCUGGAGUUGAUGAAAGAUUUAAAGUAACAAGCUCUCGGUGCAAUAGUUACAGCCUUGAAUACUAGUCCGGUUAAUCAGAAACUAUAACACAGCUAUACACAUUUAUUACACACUAUAACAUAUUUAUUUCAAAUCUUAGAAAGAAGAUGGCCGAUAAGAAAAUGGAAAACAAAUAUCCUUUCUCUUUAUAAUUUUAUGAUUUGAAAGAAGAUUUCAUUUCAUCAUUAAUGUAUCUUUGUUUUCAUUGAUUCCCAAAAAUGGAUGAUAUGAUGAACUUGGUACAAAAUACUGAUAACAGUUGUCGCUCUUGUUGUGAGGUUUUCUGAGUCAUGAGAGCAAUAUAAUAAAUAUAUGACAAUGAAAUAAUUGAGAAAAUGAGACAUUGCCUUAAUAUAUGCUUGAAAUUUCGCUCCAUACACGGUUCCAGGAAGGCACUUUACUACAAUACCCUAAACAUAUUCCCCCACUGUACAAAGCUAAGAUGAGCUAAUACACAUAUACUUUUUUCGUGAGAAAGGACCAGAAGUUAUUGUAAACUGGAAAAAGUACCAAUUCUGGAGAAAAGCGAACCCGCUUUGUUUUUAGAGUGUUCAUGACAACUUUUUCAAUACAUCAUUCAAGCCACCACACAGCAUUCGAAUUCAUAUAAAACAAGAAAGUAAGUUGAUCUGAAGUAAAACUUACUACACACUAAACUUACUAAAACAAACUAAUAAAAAUGUCAGGUUGAGCAUAGGAAAAAUUUGAUGAUGAUACUUUGAGUCCAAAACAAGGGAAAACAUGCGCAAAACUAGAGGCAGCAGAGAAUAGCAAAAAAAAAAUUCACCAGAUCUUUAUCAAAGAUAUUUCAACACCCCAAAUAAGUUGAGUCUGAGGGCUAUUAAAAUAUAUUGAUUACUUCAAAGCUGUGCUAACAAUCUCCAUGACACUAUGUCAAAUGAUUGUGUCCCAUAUUUUGACAGUAUAAACAAUAUUGAUCCUUAUAUAUAUUGAUUUUCAUGAUA